Messenger RNA from Columba livia (rock pigeon), 4811 nucleotides. It is a transcript of the gene KIF24, whose product is annotated as kinesin family member 24. NCBI's taxonomy places the organism in Eukaryota, Metazoa, Chordata, Aves, Columbiformes, Columbidae. Gene Ontology annotation, molecular function: microtubule binding; ATP binding; microtubule motor activity. Gene Ontology annotation, cellular component: microtubule. The record is from RefSeq and is a predicted model, not a curated record. Gene Ontology annotation, biological process: microtubule depolymerization; microtubule-based movement. Bases 344 to 4633 code for a protein of 1429 amino acids. The transcript is spliced from 13 exons.
ACAGAAUGGUUUGGCUGUUCUGUCAAGGAUAUCUAGAAGUGCUCACAAGAUUAAUGACAUACAAGAGAAAGUUACACAGCAAAAAUACAACUUUGUUGUAGUUCACCCAUAAGAUGAAAGGCCUUAACUAUUCAGUUCGAGGUGAGGACAAAUGCAAUUUCUUCUCCUUUGGUUGGUUAACCAGGGAUAGCUGAACCAUGUUAGACCACAUGCCCUGAUAUUAAACUGAGGGUCUAAAAUUAGUCAUUUUACAUUCUGUAGCUUGAGGACAGGGUUUCAGUAGCUGUGGCAUUCAUCGAGUAGACAUCAGGCGUGUAGGAACUGCAGCAACUUGAGCUUGAAGAUGGCAUCAUGCCUUUAUGAAUGCCUUUGUGAGGCAGAACUUGAAAAAUACUAUCCUCAUUUCGCUGCCUUUGGUCUUCAGAAGAUUGAUGAGCUUGCCAAAGUUUCCAUGAAAGAUUAUACCAAACUAGGGGUCCAUGACAUGAAUGACCGCAAACGACUCUUUCAGCUCAUUAGAAUAAUCAAAAUUAUGCAAGAAGAUGAUGUUGCAUGUUUAAGCAAGCAAGAUUUUCAACCAAGUGACCUUUUCAUUCAGCCUCAGGUGACCAGAUCAGGUCCCCGUAGGCAGCUGCGUUUUGAGUCCUUCUUUGAAGAAAAUGAUUCAACAGUUAAAGACUCCGAAUCUCAGUCAUGUGGUUCAUCUGAUUUCAGUGCCAAUGAAGAAAAGAACAGUGGAGGGGAAAUGUUGGGACAUAUUCAACCACAUGAUUCAGAGCUGAUCAGAUUAACUAAACGAGAUCUAAAUACUCCUGCAACAUGCACAAGAAAGGACUUGAGCUGUCCAACAGUUUCUGAUGAUAUUGCUUCUCUCCUGGGGGAUUCUGAAGCUCCCAUCAUACAAAGAAUAACUCAUAUUUCAGGGUAUAAUUAUGGACUACCUCGUUCCUGUGCCAGACCCAGUACUUCUGAGAAAGACACUCCCUGGACAGAGAGCGAAAAAAUCAGAGUAUGUGUCCGAAAACGUCCUCUAGGCCUGAGAGAGGAGCGACGUGGAGAGGUUAAUAUCAUCACAGUGAAAGAUAAAGAAACCCUACUUCUUCAUGAGAAGAAAGAGGCAGUUGAUCUUACCCAAUAUAUUUUACAGCAUGUUUUUUAUUUUGAUGAAGUCUUUGGGGAGUCAUGUACCAAUCAGGAUGUGUAUAUGAAGACAGCUCAUCCUCUCAUUCAGCAUAUUUUUAACGGAGGCAAUGCAACCUGCUUUGCGUAUGGGCAGACUGGUGCUGGGAAGACGUACACUAUGAUAGGUACUCACCGGAACCCAGGACUCUACGCCUUGGCUGCCAAGGACAUCUUUGGACACCUAGAAGCAUCACAGUCAAGGAAAGAUCUCCAUGUUUUGAUCAGUUUUUAUGAGAUCUACUGUGGACAGCUCUAUGACCUGCUAAAUGGAAGGAAAAGGCUUUUUGCGAGAGAAGAUGGCAAGCAUAUUGUUCAAAUAGUUGGACUGCGGGAGGUUCAGGUGGACUCUGUAGAUCUGCUGUUGGAGGUGAUUUUGAAGGGGGGGAAAGAACGUAGCACAGGAGCUACAGGAGUUAACUCGGAUUCCUCUCGAUCUCAUGCUAUCAUCCAAAUCCAAAUUAAAGAUGCAGCCAACAGGACAUUUGGAAGGAUAUCAUUCAUUGACUUGGCUGGCAGUGAAAGGGCAGCUGAUGCCAGAGACUCAGAUCGACAAACAAAAAUGGAAGGAGCGGAAAUCAACCAAAGUCUUUUAGCACUAAAGGAAUGCAUCCGGGCAUUGGAUCAGGAGCAUGCACAUACUCCUUUCCGGCAAAGCAAAUUAACUCAGGUGCUUAAGGAUUCCUUCAUUGGCAAUUCCAAGACAUGUAUGAUAGCCAAUGUAUCACCCAGCCACACAGCUACAGAGCAUACCCUGAACACUUUACGAUAUGCUGACAGGGUCAAAGAGCUGAAGAAAGGGAUUAAAUGUUCAACCCCUGUGACAAAGCGGCGCCGUACGGCUGGAAAUGUAUCUCCAAAAUGUGUCCAAAACUCUCACUCUUUGCCACCUGGGGAAAAGAGCUCUCCAAAGAAAGUGAAGCCAGGCCUCCAGCAUCCCUCAAGCGCUACAAAAACAAAGGCAUGUCCUGCAGCACUUCAGCCACCCAGUGUCUCUUUUAGCUCUACCCACAGGGGAAUCAACAAAGGACAUUCCUACAAAGGAAACGCCAGCUCACCCUGGUUUCACCACACCAGCCCAGUGAAGGGAGUCCUAUGGGUAGCACAUCCCCUGAAGAAGAAAGCCGAUGAUCUGUCCACCCAGUCUGAAAAGAACCCCACCACAAAGGAUUUAACAAUAAAAAAUGCUGCCACUGCAGAAACAAAGGAGAGUGGCCAGAGAGACAAGCAUAUGCAAGACAGACCACCUGUCCAGUGCCUGAAAGUCCAGACAGUGCAACCUGUACAGAAACAGCUUGUUUCUAGAGAUGAUACAUCCUUUGGAGAUGGAAAUCUGCCUUCCAAUGGCAGACAGGAAUGGGGAAAUGUGUUUGCUAAACAAUGUGUUGAAACCUGGACAAAUGUGCCUCCAUUUCAAAAGGAAAGGGAAGAGCAUUUACGUCUUUAUCACCAGCAGUUUCAGCAGCCACCUAUUCUACAGCAGAAACUGAACUAUCAACCUCUUGAGAGGUUUUUAACAGAAUACAAACCGCAGGAGAUUCAAGUGAAGCCAGAGCUGAGCGUUACUCCCACAGAACUACAGAGCAAGGAGGGGAUGCAGCUGGAAGAUCUGGACGACAGUGAUUUCAGUGAAGAUUCUUUCUCACCUGUCUGUAGUCAGAGUGUGAAAAGCAGAAACACCAACAAGUGCAGUCAACACUCGUUUUUCCUUCAUCAAAGAGAAAUAGAGACAGAGGAAGAGCAAAAAGGCCAAAAGCGACAGGAUUUAUUUUUUAAAUAUGCAGUACCCAUGCAAGAACAUGAACUAGAUGACAGCUGGGAUUAUAGUGAGGGCAGUCCAAAGAGAGAGGAGUCUAUUAAAAAUUCAGGCUGCAGCAAAACUCCAUCAGAAUGGAGCUAUGACUUAACUACUGAGCCCUCUCCAAGCAAUACUGCAGAAAAACCUUACUGCCUGCAAGAAGAUCCUGCUUGUAACUGGAAAAAUGGCAAAGAUUUCCUAGCUGAUAACAAACAGUACAAAUCCAAACACAGAUCUCUUGUUUACUCCAGUGAAGCCACCUUGACUCCAGAAAAGGAUGCUCCAAACACAUAUGUUUCUCCUGUACUGAAAUCAGGAAUGUCGGAUUGCAAAGAGGUCGACCUCCAGCACAAAGAAAAGGAACAAUCCCCUUUGGACAGACAGGCUGCUCUUGCAGGAGACAAAAAACUGAAAGUUCAAAAAGAUGGAUUUAACCAUUGUGGAUCUUCCAGUUGUUCACCAGAAUUCACUCCUGAGCUGACGGCCCCUCUCCCAGUGUCAGUCCUUGACUACGAGGAAACAACUGAUACAGAGAAAGUGUCUUCUAACCCAGAGAAGUCCCCUCCUGUGAAGCAGAUGUUGGACAGGAACGUACACGGCUGCCAGAACAGGUUUGAGGACGAGGGCUGGCAGUGUACGAGGAGCAGAGCUCUGACGGACAGCAUGCUGGACCUGGGGGAGCAAACGCGUCGUGGUGGACGGCACUGCGCCCGGCUGCAUUCCCCACAGUCAGGGGACAAGUGGCUGUCACCCACCUGCUGUGGUGUGAAGCCAUGCUGCUGCCUUCUGGGCCCAGGCCCAUCAAAGCAAGGAGCCGCUCACCGUUUAUUUGUUGGACGUGACCUGAUGGAAACAUCUGCAGCUGAAUCCACGGGCUCCAGGGGAGAGAGAGAGGGUGGUUUGUUUCUCAGUAACCCAAUGUGCAAAGAAUACUCAGCUGGCAGACAGUGUGAUGCUGACGUUAAAAACAGUACUGGUAAUUCAGGAAAAUCUAACUCAAAUCAAGGACCUAGUCUUGAGCCCACGGCUCAGGAAAUAAAUGCUGAUAUACCUGAAAAGAGCUAUUUUCCAGGUGUACCAUGCUUUGUCAGUGUGGGAAAUAUGGAUGAUGCAGUCCCAUCCCCCUCUCAAGAAAGCAGCCUGCUGUCACAGCCCAAGUCAGGACCGAGAAAUGAGGACUUCAGUUAUUCUGAUGACCCAGCCAAGUCAUCGUUAAGCAAUGAAGAAAUAGCAUUGCUAAAAAACAAGUUAAUGCAGAGUACUUUUACACAAGAGACUUUUGCUGUACAUUCAGGAUCUGUAACCAAAGAUAAUAAGCUAUUAGCAAAUGCAAAGAGCCUCUCGGGCAUGUCGAACGGCAGCUCUCCAAGUGCUACAUCAGAGGUGGGAAAAUGGCAGAGGGAAGCCCUCGAAAAGGCACAACAGGCUGUAAUUUGGGCCCAUCAGCAGCAGCUGGAUGAAAUGGCAUCCUUGUGCUUCAAGGAAGAGUGCUUGAUAAACCAGAUGUCAGCAAUGGAUUUUCAGAGUUUUGUGACCAAGCUGGAUGAAGUUUUGGUACUGAAGUCAAAGUGUAUCCAAACAGCACGAGCCCAUCUCCAGCCCUACUUAGCCUCUCCUGGCACUGACAUGUCCCCGCAAACAUCUCCACCUGUUUAGACCUUCUUUGCUUGCACAUGCACAAAACCAGCCACAGAAACAGCCAGUGUUUCACCACACUUGGUGCUGCAGAGUGUGGGUGGGUAGGGGAUAGCUUUUGGUUUGCUGUUUGUGAUUAGUGUGUACCUUAGAUAAAGAUGGAGAGAAUUCUGAGUAAAUGAGAAAUGACUACUUGGCA